This is a messenger RNA of Cavenderia fasciculata, 1341 nucleotides long. RefSeq names its product ubiquitin-activating enzyme E1C (gene ube1c). The record is from RefSeq and is a predicted model, not a curated record. Gene Ontology annotation, cellular component: nucleus; cytoplasm. Gene Ontology annotation, molecular function: NEDD8 activating enzyme activity. The transcript has 4 exons. The coding region runs from base 1 to 1341 and encodes 446 amino acids. Lineage: Eukaryota; Evosea; Eumycetozoa; Acytosteliales; Cavenderiaceae. Gene Ontology annotation, biological process: protein neddylation.
AUGGAGACACCAAUGGCAACUGAUGCAGGACAGUAUCAAGAUAUUCAAGGUAGAUGGACAGACAUUGAAAAGAUCAUAAAUAGAGGAGGUCCAAUGGCCGACUUUGUACCAGACACCAAAGAGACACCAAACAUCAAGAAUGGUAUUCAAAACGACUUUAAGAUCCUAGUUAUUGGUGCUGGUGGUUUGGGUUGUGAGUUGUUAAAGAAUCUUGCCUUGUCUGGUUUCAGAAAUAUCGAUGUCAUCGAUAUGGAUACCAUCGAUGUAUCUAAUUUAAACAGACAAUUCUUAUUUAGAAGAAAGGAUGUUGGUAAAUCAAAGGCUGAAGUAGCUGCUGCUUUUAUUAAUCAAAGAGUUGCAGGUUGUAAAGUAACCCCAUAUAAAUGUAAAAUUCAAGACAAGGAUGAAGAUUAUUAUCGUCAAUUUAAAUUAAUUAUUGCAGGUUUGGAUUCGAUUGAAGCCAGAAGAUGGAUUAAUGGUUUGUUGGUGAAUUUGGUUGUAGUCGACAAUGAAGGUAACCCAGAACCAGACACCAUCAUUCCAUUGAUCGACGGUGGAACUGAAGGUUUCAAGGGACAAGCCAGAGUCAUCAUUCCACGUAUGUCAUCGUGCUUUGAAUGUUCACUCGAUGCCUUCCCACCACAAACUACCUAUGCUAUUUGCACCAUUGCCAACACUCCAAGAGUACCAGAACAUUGUAUCCAAUGGGCUCUUAUUUUUGGUCUCGAAGAUAAAAAUCUUACUAAACCAUUUGAUCCAAAGAAAUUUGAUAAUGAUAAUCCUCAACAUAUGACAUGGUUGUUUGAAACUGCCAAAAAGAGAGCUGAAGAUCACAAUAUCAAUGGUGUUACUUACAAGUUGACUCAAGGUGUUGCCAAGAACAUUAUUCCAGCUAUUGCUUCGACCAAUGCUAUUAUUGCUGCCUCGUGUUGCAAUGAAGCCUUCAAGAUCUGCACAGAGAGCAGUGGUUACUUGAACAACUAUAUGAUGUACAAUGGUGUCAAUGGUGUCUACACCUACACAUUCGAGUACGAGCAAAAGGAGGGAUGUGCCGUCUGCGGAACCAACAUUGUCACAUACGAGACCGAGCCAACCAUCACCUUGUCCACCUUUUUGGAAAACAUCUCCCAAGACCCACGUUUCCAACUCAAAAAGCCAUCGCUCCGUUCCAACGGUCGCAACCUUUACAUGCAAGGUCUCUUGCACGAAGCCACCGUCAAAAACCUCGAAAAGACAUUCAAGGAACUCAAUGUCUCCGAGGCUGACGAAAUCAAUAUUACCGAUCCCUCAUUACCAGGUAAUUUGGCUAUUCGUAUGAAGAUUAUUUAUAAAAAGAAUUAA